AUGUCAGAAACUGAGCUGGAAAAGAUAAAAGUCAGAACAGCUGAGCAUUUUGAAAAUGACAAAAAUAACAUUUCUUGGUUGAAGGAAGGAUCAUCCAGCUCAAUUCAAAAUCCUCUGGAAGACCCUGAUACGCAACUCACAAACGAAAAGCAGGCGGACGAGAAAGCCAUUAAUACCAUCGUUAUAAAUUCAGUAUCUGAAUUCAAAAUCACAGAUGGACCAGCCAAGGAAACCCCCAGUGAGAAAAAACUGUCAGAAUCCAGCAUAUCACUGUCCUCCCUUGAAGAAUGCCAAACGAAACUUUCCUACCUCCAGACUCAUCCUUCAGUUCAUCCAAGAGACACUGAUGAGGACUGUGCCUCCCUCAUCCUCACCUGUCUGUUUUGCCAGUUUUGGGAUUGUCUCCUGAUGCUCCCGGAUACGUGUGAAACGGUGUGUACCAAUUUGUGCUGCCCCUCUCACAGGUAUCGCCACACCUCAGAUGAAAGCCACUCCCGGAAUGACUGCAACUGCAACUGUGACAUAGACUGCAGCCUUUUUGACUCUUGCCAGGAGACCAGUGAGUGUCUGGAGCUGGCCAUGGAGAUUUCAGAAAUCUGUACAAUAAGCAGCAGGAUAUUAAAACAGAACCAUUUCAUUUUACUGAACGAUGAGUUGUGUAGGCACCUGAAAGAAAUACAUGUGCAGCAAAGCAACUUUGAUCUCUACCUCCAGAGUCCAUAUCCUGCACACACACCCAGGCCAGCCCUCAUCAGUAUUCCUGAGAGCAUGAAUUGUUUUUCAUCAGUCAACAACGCGAUGUCAACCAAAUGCAUUCUGAUUCUGAGACCUUUUAUCUCAAAAGCUAUGCAGAAACCAAGGUCACGACGAAGCGAACUGCUCCCUAACUUCAGCACUUGCCCUUUAAAAUGUGACGUCCCAGCAGCCAAGGCCCACUUUCCAAACCUGUGGAUAAUACGAGGCCUAGGAGUAUACAACGAGACGCCCUUGGAAACUCCACAGAACGCUGGAAAUUUUCACGCAGGACACUUGGCAAAAGUCUUUAAAUUUCAACGUUCUUAG
This is a messenger RNA of Mesoplodon densirostris (Blainville's beaked whale), 1062 nucleotides long. It is a transcript of the gene MDFIC2, whose product is annotated as MyoD family inhibitor domain containing 2. The record is from RefSeq and is a predicted model, not a curated record. The transcript has 7 exons. Lineage: Eukaryota; Metazoa; Chordata; Mammalia; Artiodactyla; Ziphiidae. Bases 1 to 1062 code for a protein of 353 amino acids.